This is a messenger RNA of Cicer arietinum (chickpea), 2991 nucleotides long. RefSeq lists its product as uncharacterized. Lineage: Eukaryota; Viridiplantae; Streptophyta; Magnoliopsida; Fabales; Fabaceae. The record is from RefSeq and is a predicted model, not a curated record.
AUAAAUACAUAAAAAGACAUGAGAAGAGUUUUGUUUUUGUUAAGACUGAAAAGUUUGAUAUUAUACAUUUGUAUGUUCCAGUUGGAAUUUGUUCUAUAAUUAGCAACUAUUUUUCUUCCUCUUCCUAUUCCCCUUCUCUCUCGCUCUCUUCUCUUCUGUCAACUCAUACCACGAAAACACAGUUAUCUGAGGGAGCAUUUAGAGUUGCCGGGGAAGCAUUGCAUAAUAUGUAUUCUGGUGGUGGUUCAAACAUGCCACAAGUAGGGACCAGUGCUGCGCAUAGGAGAAGUCAAAGUGAACUUGUUACUAAAGGAUUUCAACGUAGUCAUAGCUUUCAGAGGAUAAAAGCACAAGUGCAUAAGGCAUGGGGCUGGGGUGGCAGGUCGAAGGAAGAAGGUUUACCGGCGAAUUUCAAUCCUGAGGUCAUGGCGAACCAGAAACGUCAGUGGUAUCAGCUUCAUCCUAAAUCUAUGGAUUGUAUAAGUUAUAAGGAGCCAACCUCGCUCUUUGAACAUUUUGUGAUUGUGGGGCUGCAUCCAGAUGCUAAUUUGGAAGUUGUGGAGCAUGCAUUUGCAAAAAGGAAGAAAUGGGAAAAAGACAAGGAAAACUCUGAACUUCUAGAUUACAGAAUGAACCAGCAACAAAGGCCGCAGGAACCAACUUUGGAACCUCAGAUACUGUUCAAAUAUCCUCCUGCGAAAAGGCUAACAGUGCGCAUGAAGGAUUUAGCCUCCUUUUGCUUUCCUGAAGGUGUUAAGGCAUGGUUGUUGGAGAGGACUCCAUCUCUAAGUGAGCUAAACGAACUUGUUUACGGUCAGGAGCAUUUAGGCAGAGAUGACCUAUCAUUCGUCUUUACACUCAAGGCAGCAGACAAUACAACACUUUAUGGAGUUUGCUUACAUGUGCCCGAAAUUGUUCAGAGGCCCCCUGGCAUCUUAGGCAUAUCAUCUCCUCUUUCUCUUCCCUCUGGGCUAUCCAGCCGCUUUCUGGUUUCUGCACCUCGCUGUUACUGCCUUCUGACUAGAGUUCCUUUCUUUGAGUUACACUUUGAGAUGUUAAACAGUCUCAUUGCACAGGAGCGUCUGAACCGGAUUACUCAGUUUGUAAAUGAGAUUACUCUUGCUGGUUGCAUUCCAUCGUCACCCAAACUAGAUGAUCAAUUUAGUUCAAAUACUAACUCCCCGGAGAGGGAGUCAUUUAGUGACUGGAUGUCUUGCGCAAUACCUCUAGAGGGUGCGGCAGUCGUUACUGCUGCUGCUGCUGGGAUUAUAUCCGAUGAUGAAAUCCUACAGUUAUCACCCAAAAGAUGGGAUUCUUGCUGUCAAUCCCCUGUAAGUGUGAGUGCCAGUGAUGCUUCAGAUGUUUGCCAGUUUAGGGAUAUAGAUAAGAAUGGCAAGAAGAAUCUACAAGAUCAUGAUACAUGUGCUUUUGAGGGACCAGAAACUCAUGAUUCAGUGGAAAGAAUGCAUGGAAAUUGUGAAGGUAGCCAAGUUUCUCCUAGUGUUGGGACACCUGUAUCUGCUCAGGGUCGUACCUUGGAACGUCUUGGAAGUUCUGAGUCCCUUUUCAGUCCAGUUAGAAGCAUUAUGUCAGAAGAUGAGGAUCAUCCUUUUUCAAACAAUGAAAGAGACUACGGAGACGAUUUGUUAAUGGAAUGGGCUAUGGAGCACAAGAAUGAUUUACUACAGAUAGUGUGCAGAUAUCAUGCUGAAGUUAUUCCACCUCGAGGAAGUGAAUUCGUCUUCCACCCUCUUGAACAUCUACAAGCUAUUCAAUAUAUACGACAUUCAGUUGCUUCUCUCGGCUUCAAUGAAAAUUGUUUAAAUUGUUCUGAACCAACUGAGGUUAAUGCGAAGUUGGCAGCUGCUGAGGAAGCCCUUGCAUUAUCAGUAUGGACAACAGCAACUACUUGUCGAGUUCUGUCCCUUGAUAGUUUGCUGGCAUUAGCUACAGGAGUGUUGUUGGAAAAACAGGUUGUAAUAGUGUGCCCAAAUCUGGGUGUUCUAUCUGCAGUAGUGCUUUCUCUUAUACCCAUGAUUCGUCCGUUUCAGUGGCAGAGUUUAUUGCUCCCGGUUUUGCCAGAAAAAAUGAUUGAAUUUCUUGAUGCCCCAGUUCCAUAUAUUGUUGGCGUACAAAAUAAACCAGAUGAUUUGUUUAUGAAAACUACCAAUCUUGUUUUCGUUAAUGUACUUAAAGAUCAGGUUAAAAUGUGUCAUUUGCCUAGACUUCCAAAGCAUAGAGAACUUGUUUCUCGGUUGGGUCCAAUUCAUGCCAGACUUAAAUGUGAAAGUUCAAUUGGUAGAAGGCGUCCUAUACAUAGGUGCAACGAAGUCCAGGCUGAAGCUGCAACUCAGUUUUUGAAUAUCAUGUGGAACUAUUUGGAGUCGCUUUGUUCGGAUUUGAAAUCGCAUACAAUAACUAGUGUACAAUCAAAUAAUGACAGGGUUUCCUUACUUCUUAAAGAUAGUUUCAUUGAUUCCUUUCCUGUUAGGGACCAGCCAUUCAUCAAGCUAUUUGUAGAUACACAGCUAUUCACUGUUUUAUCAGACUCUUGUCUAUCAAGCUUUGAGAGUAGAGAGUCGUAGUCCUCCUCCUCCCUCCUUUUUCACAUUAUUUGAGGAUCAAAAGGACGUUUAUCUGGUAGACAUGACUGUUGAUACUGAGGAAGAUAUGUUCAUAAUUUCAUCGGCAAACCAAACUGAACCCCCAACAAUGCAUGCAUUAGAAUGACCAACAGUCGAGCGAGCGAGUACAAGGGUUCGAUAUUUUGUGUUUAUGUUGAUAGGAAAAUUGACAACAUAAUAGUAGAUCACUAGUGCUGACCCCGAGGAAAGAAUUACGGUCCCUUUUUUUUAAUUGAGGGAUAAUGUUGUUGGUUUAGCUGCUCAAUAUUUUGUAAUUGACUUGUAAGUAUAUACAGACAGACAGACAACUUUCCCUCUGCCUAUAGCAAGCAUGAAUACAUACCAUACGUUUUUUCAUUUCAUUUCA